AUGGUUGGAAGACGUCCACGUAGAGUGCUCAGCUUGGAAGAAAAAUUGGCAGCCGUUCGAAGAGUGAAAGUGAAUGGGGAAACGAAAGCCGCUGUAGCCAGGGACUUGGAUGUUGCUGAUUCAACUCUGAAAGGCUGGGUGAAAAAUGAAGAAAAGAUCUCUGGUAUGGCGGCUGCUGCGGCCAUCGGAAAACAACUUACGCAUAUUGCAUCACAAAGCAAACCUAUUACAACUCGUACUGGAUCGUUUAGUAGAGAAAGUGAAUUCCAAGUAGGACCUGAUUCAUGGGGUCAUCAACUAGGCAUCGACAACUCUUCAACAUUUUCUAUGUACUGGUUUUACAAUCAGCAGAUACAAAACCUCAACAGGCCCCAAGACGAACCCUUAGACUUGAGCCAUCAUAGUAAUGUUACUGAAAAAAGCUACGAUUUUACCUCAACCAGUCAAAAAGAAGAUGAGGAUAGAAUGAUCACAGACGAAACCAAUGAUGAGAUAUUUGAAGAAGAUGGCCUGGCUCACGGAGAAAAAUUCUUGCACUGGCUCUCGGGGUGCAAUCUACCCUGCGUCACGCUUUUGCAAGUUUCUGAGGUAAAUAAAAUUGUCCAGAAUAUGAAACAAAAGUCGAUGUCAAAGGCUGUAAAUUGA
This is a messenger RNA of Ceutorhynchus assimilis (cabbage seed weevil), 645 nucleotides long. Lineage: Eukaryota; Metazoa; Arthropoda; Insecta; Coleoptera; Curculionidae. The record is from the annotation of a GenBank genome assembly.